This is a messenger RNA of Momordica charantia (bitter melon), 2275 nucleotides long. Its product is annotated as amine oxidase [copper-containing] gamma 1-like. Lineage: Eukaryota; Viridiplantae; Streptophyta; Magnoliopsida; Cucurbitales; Cucurbitaceae. Gene Ontology annotation, molecular function: primary methylamine oxidase activity; quinone binding; copper ion binding. Gene Ontology annotation, biological process: amine metabolic process. The record is from RefSeq and is a predicted model, not a curated record.
AUGGCAAGACAUUCUUCAUACCUUUGCUUCUUUCUGAUUUCCAUGGUUGCCAUCUUCCCCAUCUCUCGAUUCUGGUUUCAUUUCCCAGAAAACUCAUGUUUCAAUUCCUCACACUCCAACAGCAACAACAAUAACAACUAUUGUGUGAAGCGAAGCUUUUCGCUUCAACAAACACAGCACAAAUCAGGUCCUCACCACCCACUGGAUCCCCUCACAGUCCAAGAAAUCCACAGGGUCCGACAGAUCCUCUCCACCUACCACCCCUUCUCACUUUCUUUCCCUUCAAUCCACUCUCUCGCGCUCGACGACCCCGACAAGUCCUCCGUCUUGGCCUGGACGCCCGCCGCCCCUCUUCCGCCCCGACGGGCUGCCGUUAUUGCCAUCCUCAACGCCCAAGUCCAUGUCAUUUCCGUCGACUUGGAGUCGGGUCGGGUCAUCACCCAUGACGCACUCGAUCCAAAAUCUGGCUAUCCCAUGCUAUCAGAUGAGGACAUUUCAGGUUCGGAGCAACUCACAAUCGCCAAUCCUGAGGUCCAGCGGACCAUAGUCGCACAUGGCGUUGCGGUGACGGACGCGAAAUGCACGACACUGCCCGCGGGCUGGUUUGGGGCAGAGGAAGAAGGGAGAAGGAUUGCGAAAUUGCAAUGCUUCUCUGUGGAAGGCACGUCGAAUUUCUACAUGAGGCCAAUCGAGGGGCUCACAGUCACAGUGGACCUCGACAAAAAAGAGGUAACCAAAAUCUCUGAUACCGGUACAGGAAUCCCAAUCCCGAGAAGCACAAACACAGAGUACCAAUACAAAGAAGACCAGAAAAUGAAGCCACUGGAACUGAACCCCAUAUCGAUGGAGCAGCCACAAGGACCGAGCUUUACCGUGGAAAACGAACACGUGUUCAAAUGGGCAAACUGGGAGCUGCACAUCAAGGCGGAUCAGCGAGCAGGGCUGGUGAUUUCGCGAGCCAUGGUGCGAGAUCCGGAGACAGGGGAGACUAGAAAUGUGAUGUACAGAGGGUUUUCGUCGGAGCUGUUUGUGCCGUAUAUGGACAUGGAGGAGGGUUGGUAUUUCAAAACAUAUAUGGAUGCUGGGGAGUUUGGGAUGGGGGCGCUGUCGCUGCCGUUGGUGCCGCUCAACGACUGUCCCAGGCACUCUUAUUAUAUGGACGCCGUGUUUGUGGGCGCAGAUGGGAACCCUUACGUUCGGGAAAAUUUGAUAUGUGUGUUUGAAAGAUAUGCCGGAGAUAUCAGCUGGCGCCACUCUGAUCCGGGUUUCGCUGGUGUACAUGUUAGAGAAGCAAGGCCAAAAGUGACGCUUGUGGCUCGCAUGGUAUCGACGUUGGGAAAUUACGAUUACGUCUUCGAUUGGGAGUUUCAAACAGAUGGUUUAAUCCGAGUGAAGGUUGGUCUUUCAGGAAUGCUAAUGGUGAAAGGGAGUCUCAACGAAACUAUUCAGAACAAAGACAAUGAAAUAAUUGAACCUUUGGUUUCAGAGAAUACAAUUGGAGUGGUUCAUGACCACUUCAUCACAUUUUACAUCGACAUGGAUGUAGAUGGUAUAAACAAUUCAUUUGUAAAAGUUAAUCUUGUUAAAGAAGAAAUUUCUACUUCAAAAUCACCGAGGAAAAGCCUCUACAAACCGUACAGAAAAGUGGCAAAAAAUGAAGAUGAUGCUAAGAUUAAGCUUAGUCGUCUAUAUGAUCCUUCUGAGUUUCAUGUGGUGAAUUUCAACAAGAUGUCGAGAUUGGGAAACCCAUCAAGCUACAAGCUUGUCCCCACGGCCACUGCGGUUAGCUUGCUUCAUCUUCAUGAUCCUCCACAAAUCAGAAAUGCUUUCACUAACUACCAGAUUUGGGUGACGCCGUACAACAAAACUGAGCAAUGGGCUGGUGGGCUUUUGGCGUACCAAAGCAAGGGAGAUGACACACUCGCGGUUUGGUCUCAAAGGAACCGUCGGAUCGAGAAUACAGAUAUAGUGGUGUGGUACACGAUGGGGUUUCAUCACGUGCCAUGCCAAGAAGAUUUUCCGGUAAUGCCAAUCGUGUCCUCCAGCUUUGAUCUAAAGCCCGCCAAUUUCUUCGACAGAAAUCCCAUUCUCCAAACAGCCCCCAUCUUGGAAGCGGACCUGCUCGUUUGCUAGCCUUAUCCAAAUUCUGAGCUCAACAACAAAUUAUUAAUUUCAAAAACAAAUUCUUCAAUUUAAAUAAAUAGCUAGGGUUAGGUUUAUCACCAUAACAUGUUAUAAAUAUAUAAUUUAGUAGCUCUUUUUCCAAAAUGACAAG